Molecule: messenger RNA, 5491 nt
Organism: Miniopterus natalensis
Lineage: Eukaryota; Metazoa; Chordata; Mammalia; Chiroptera; Miniopteridae
Gene: CBX6
Product: chromobox 6
Biological process (GO): negative regulation of transcription by RNA polymerase II
Cellular component (GO): chromatin; PRC1 complex
Molecular function (GO): chromatin binding
Source: RefSeq, a predicted model, not a curated record
GGAGUAUUAUGGGCUGUGGGUGCCGCUGAGCAAGAUGGAGCUGUCUGCAGUGGGCGAGCGGGUCUUCGCGGCCGAAUCCAUCAUCAAACGGAGGAUUCGAAAGGGACGCAUCGAGUACCUGGUGAAAUGGAAGGGGUGGGCCAUCAAGUACAGCACUUGGGAGCCCGAGGAGAACAUCCUGGACUCGAGGCUCAUCGCAGCCUUCGAGCAGAAGGAGAGGGAGCGAGAGCUGUAUGGGCCCAAGAAGAGGGGACCCAAACCCAAAACUUUCCUCCUGAAGGCGCGGGCCCAGGCUGAGGCCCUCCGCAUCAGUGAUGUGCAUUUCUCAGUCAAGCCCAGCGCCAGUGCCUCCUCGCCCAAGCUGCACUCCAGCGCAGCCGUGCACCGCCUCAAAAAGGACAUCCGUCGCUGCCACCGCAUGUCCCGCCGCCCCCUGCCUCGCCCAGACCCCCAGGGGGGCAGCCCUGGCCUGCGCCCACCCAUCUCUCCUUUCUCCGAGACCGUGCGCAUCAUCAAUCGCAAGGUAAAGCCUCGGGAGCCCAAGCGGAACCGUAUCAUCCUGAACCUGAAGGUCAUCGACAAGGGCACGAGUGGAGCCGGUGCCGGGCAGGGGGCUGGAAACCUUGCCCGCCCCAAAGUCCCCUCUCGGAACCGCGUCAUCGGCAAGAGCAAGAAGUUCAGUGAGAGCAUCCUGCGCACGCAGAUCCGCCACAUGAAGUUCGGAGCCUUCGCGCUGUACAAUAAGCCGCCUCCGCCAGGCCCUCUCCCGCCCCCGCCAGCCAGCAAGGCUGACGUUGCUGCUUCCACCGCCCCGGGGCUGCUCCUGGCAGCCCCCUCUGCCCCCUACGACGCCCGCAGCUCCAGCUCCUCCGGCUGCCCCUCGCCAGCACCACAGUCCUCCUCUGACCCCGACGACUCACCUCCCAAGCUGCUCCCGGAGACCAUAAGCCCAUCUGCCCCCGACUGGCAAGAGCCCGAGGUGCUCGACCUGUCCAUCUCUCCGGAGAUGGCAGCCACCAGCAAGCGGGCACCUCCUGAGGUCACUGCUGCUGCCAGCCAGGCACUUCCCACUGCCCCUGAGCCUGCCGGCACCUCCGAGCCAGAGGCUGGGGACUGGCGCCCUGAGAUGUCACCCUGCUCCAAUGUGGUCGUCACCGAUGUCACCAGCAACCUCCUGACGGUCACUAUUAAGGAGUUCUGCAACCCUGAGGAUUUCGAGAAGGUGGCAGCUGGGGUGUCAGGCACCACAGGUGCGAGUGGCAGCAGUGGGGUGAGCAAGUGAGGGUCUGCACCAAGGUGGGGGCUUUGGGGGGACCCUCCUGCCCAAAGUCAUACUCUUGCUCCUGCCCCCACCCUCAGACACCUGCCUGUGCUUUGCUUGUUUUCAGUGGCUUGGUGUUGACCCCCGGGAUGGGGUUGGGCAGUUGGGGCCUCCUGAAGCCCAGUGGGGCUCAGUCCUGGACCAGAUUAGGGCUGGAGUGGGGUGAGGGCACUGGGAAUUCCUCCCUCUUAUCGUUUGGCACCCUCCCUGCCCAUGCACGGUGGGGCCCACUGGGUAACUCGUAGGGAGUCCCAGAUCCUGGGGUUCAGCUGCCUCCUCCACAUCCCACCCUGUCUCCCUAGCUUGCUUCCAGCUCGUGCACAGCAUCUGACCUCUCGGUGCUAAUCCGGCAGCCACAGGGCCCCUUAGGAGAUUCCCUCCCAGCCUGGGUACCAUUCCUUUCCUUCCUCCAGAUGCCUGGGCAGGAGGGGCAGGGAUAGCAGAGCCCAGACAGGUUGAGGUGAGGGUGGCAGUGCCCAGAGGCAUGGGUCUUCUGUCCACUUCUGGAGGAGACUCGAGCACUCCUUUAGGCCCCACCCACCUCUUUACUAAGCCCUGUCUGGAAGGUGGGAGGACCUGGCAGGACCUCCCCUUGCCACAGCCUCCAGCAUCUAAAGGCCCCUUUCAGUUCUCGACCAAAGGUGCUACAAGAAUCUGCUGUGGAAACUUCCAACUGUGCGCUUGCGUCUGCCGCCCCCUGGUGUGUGUAUAUGUGUAUCCGUAUGUGCGCUGGGCACUGGGUCCAAACUCUCCAGGCGGCACUCUUUAGGGUUCCUCAGAAUAGGGUCGUCAAAGGCCUGGACCUUCCCAUGCCACCAGCUGGGCCACCCCUCCGGUCCCGGGUGUCCUGGGCACAUGCACCGCCAUGCUCUUCUCCUUCUGGGUGGUCAGCCUGACUGGCCAGGUCUUCUGUGGCUGCACACCUGGCAUGGUGGGGACUGAAGUAGAGGAGGGAGACCCUGCCCCGAGCUUCCUCUCCUCCUGGAGAAGGAGGAAGCCUGGAACUGUUCUCAAGGGUCUCGAGCCUCUCUUGCCCCCUCCCUUGCUUCUGACCGCUGAGGCUUUCUCACAGCCCAGCUUGCUCAAAGCAGCAGGAGGCCUCCGGUGCCCUUUGCAGCUUUUCUUGCCUGCUGCUGCCAGGGAGCUGAGGCAUCCAUGCCAGUAGCAGAGACCAAAGCCCCAAUUUUAACCCAGACACUGGGAGGACAGGCAGGCCAAAGUGGGGGAACCGAAGAGAGGGCCUGGGUUCAGGAGAACGGGGGUUUACAGGGCCAGGGUCUGGUGCACUUUGGGGGCAGCCUCGGGAGGCAGCCCUGGGCCACUGUCACUCAUUGGCAUGAAUGGCAUGCUCUGCGAGAGGCUCAGCGUAGCUCCCUGGUAUGUGUGGUGACAGGAGUCUCAGCUCAGAAGUGUGAUGGCAAACGGUAGGAAGAGGCAGAAAGGGAAUCCAUUUAGGAAACAAAGAAUGGGAGGACUCUUUCUUUCAGUGUCCCCACCAGGAGCUGGAGCCUGGCCCCUGGCCCUCUGCACCCCUGAGGGCCCUCAGAGGGUUUGGGGGGCUGGCACUCCCGGACCCCUCCCCACCUGCCCUUCGUGUUGGCUCUGUGGCCAUCCAAGUGCCAAUUGGCUUCCCCCCAAAUAAGGGCUGGUUUUCUCCUCUGUCCUGAGAGGUGAUUUCCCCCGACCCCUCACCCUAGGUGAGCGACCACCUGGGUGCCAGUUACAGGUGUUUCCAGAGACCAUAGAAAUGUGUUUUCCUGAGAGUCCGUGUCAUUCGUGACUUUUUUUGUAAAGAAGUUGUGUUUUCAGAGGUGAUUUUAUGACAGGAAAGUGAAAGAAUUAGUUUUGCAAAAAACAAAAAAAGGAAAAAAAAGAAAUAGAAAAAAUAUUGUGGGAUUCCUAUGGGGUUGGGGAGGGAGGGGAGAAAGAGAUAUUUAAAGAAAAACUGGUAACGCAGUGAUUGCACAGGUGAGGUGGCGAUGUUUGGGAUAGGAAUGGAGGCCCAGGCCCAGCGGGUGGGGCCCCGGGGUUGUGGCCAGCGGCCCUCCCUCCUGUCCUGGUCCAGACUCCACACCUGUCCUCGCUCAAAGGAAAGGAUAAAAGCUGGUUCCAAGGUAACUAGCCAGAAGAUGUAAGGACCAAGCAAAUGGAGCUGAGAUUUGGCGUGGGGGGCAGUGAGGGUCCCACUCUUGGGCCAGGACCCAUUGUUGGUGACUUUCUCCAGGAAGGCUGGUGAGUAGGUGCACUUGGGUUUCUUGCUCUCCUCCGCUCCUUUGCCAGCUUGUUGGGCCAUCUGGUUCCCACCUCCACCACCCCAUGGGGGGCAUCUUCCUCCCCAUCACCCCAAAGACCAUGACACCCGUGAGCUUCACUGGCCAGGUAGGGGAUGCAGGCUUCAGGAAGACAGGAGCUGUGGAUGCUGAGAGACUCUUAGGUGGUGAUCCUGAGGGAUUAGGGGCAACCAUGGGGAGAAGGGAAUGCCUGCCCCCUUCUCUUUCCACUGGUAGGUGGGUUGCUGCCCCUGACCCCAGCCUUGCAGCCCCACCCCACCUCGGUGUGUGCAGAGGCACGCAUGCACACUGCUCUGAGGUGGUAAGCUCCCCUGGGGGCCCUGCGUGGGCACGGUGUCACAAGCAAACAGCCCACCUUACCUCUCUCCAGGGUGGCUUAGAGCAGGGUCCCAGAAGCCCCCCCACACACACACUUGCACGGAUCAGCCUCCUGUGGGCCCUUCCCCCUUGCUGCUUUUCCGUUUGCCUAAUUACCAAGCAGAAGUUGCAGUCUGGUUUGCUUUAUUUUUAUAUGUGAAAUACCCCCACAGCCCGAUCUCCCAUGUUCAGUAUUGGUUGGGGCAUCGGUCAUGUCCCCUUAAUGCCACUCCUCUUUACCCACAUGCCAUAGGAAACAGAUGAGGUCUGGUGUCUCUGGUUUGAGAUGGGAAGUUGGGACCCAUCCCUGUCUCAUUCCCCUCUCUGACCCUCAUUUGCCCAUCUGUGAAAUGGGUGUAUUGGGAGCAAGGCCUCUUCGUAAAAGUACUGCUGGUGUCCAGGCAGCUGCUGAGAAAUAAGUGGUGGUUGAGGUUGGUGGGGCUGGGCCUGCAGCCUCCCACAGCUCCAUUUUGCUCUCACCCUGUGAAGGGGUCUGGGUCAAAAUGAGCUCCGUACUUCCUCUGCUCUGGAAGGAGGCGACGAUCAAGUCCCCAGCCUCUGUGAGGCAGGAGAGUGGGAGGAAUCACCCCAUUUAUGGAAAUGGGCUCCGAGAGACAGAGCUGCUUCUCGGGGAUGAAGAGCCCAGCUGCUCUGGCCUUUGACAUUUUUAAAGCCUGUUAAAUGGCGGGGCCUGGGCCCUGGAGCCACCACAGAGCUGGCAGGCUACCCUUGAGCCAGGGGUCCCCAGUGAGGGGUCAGCCCUGAGUAGGAAACUUAGCUGGGGGGUGAGGGGUGGAGGCAGGGCCACCACCAGCCUUUCUAGCCCCUGGAGACCCAGGUGAACACCGUCAUUCCCACCUUUGGGGGUUUGGUUUGGUUUGGUUUGCACUUGGCCCACGCCGGACAGCGGAGCCCGGCCCCCCCCCCGGUCAGCUCCACAGGCUCCCAUGCACUAGCCCAAGGCAGCCUCUUGGUGGUUUGUAUGGUUUAAGGAAUCACUUUAAAAAAAAAAAAGAAAGUGUUUAAAGGUUUUUGUUUUUUUCUGUCUGCAUCUCCUCUCAUUCAGAAAGCCCAGAAUUAAGGCCUCAAACUCUAGGAGAGUGUCUCCCAGCCUGACCCCAUCUUGCUGACAGUCACCAAGAUGCCAAAGUGGGACAGGCUGGAUGGGGACUGAGAACCCCACCUCCCAGGCCUGCAGGGCCCCCCUUGAAGGAGUCAGCACCUCACUCCAACAGUGAGUGAGCUCCUACUGUGUGCAAUGCUUCCGCUAGGCAAAGGGGGGCUGAUAGCCUAACGGGGGACCCUUCGUAAGAGGCCAGCGUAGAAGGAACAGGGAGUUUGCCCCCCCUCCCCCUGCUGUGGGCUAGAGUGGAGAUGGAGAUUUCUUUUUGUUGGUUUUAAUUUAAAAACACAAAGGCCUAAGGAAAUGUAUCUUAUAAUUUUUUUUAAUUUUUGAAAAGCUCAUUUAAUGAAUUGUGCACGGAUGAAUUCUAUAUAUAUAAAGUAUACAUAUAUAGCUCUA